Messenger RNA from Cyclocybe aegerita, 315 nucleotides. The record is from the annotation of a GenBank genome assembly. Lineage: Eukaryota; Fungi; Basidiomycota; Agaricomycetes; Agaricales; Hemipholiotaceae.
AUGGAAAAAUUUGCUCAUAGAUCGUAUUGUGCGGCACCUGGGCUGAGCACCUCACUCAAUGCCAACGUCCAACGCCCAACGUCCAACGUUCCAUGUCAAACCUCCAACCUCGUUUCGACCGUGACGCCGACUCAGAAAUUGAACGUUUUGCAGGCGGCGCUUCCCAGACUCUUGUCUACUCCCGACAUGGGGCAUCCACUGAAGCCCCGUUUCUAUUCACACUGGACGAACCUCGAAGGCAUCUUCAACACCCAGAGCAGCACCAGCACUGCAGUCCACCUUCACUCUAUUUGGUUUUCGCCCUAUCGGUCCUAA